CUUGAUGAGCCUAGUCAGUAGUCACAUAGCUCCAACAGUCAUUGAUGCUCUUGUGUUAUGGCAUCUGAUUCAUGGGACACAUUUUCUAAAUAUGUUAUGUUGGACAUGAAUGAAGAUGAAUACAGCUCAGCCAAUGAUGAGAAUUCAAACCUGCUGGCAGCAAUCGAAAGAGGUGAUACUGCAGUCAUCCAUGAACUCAGGCGAUUUCCUUCAGCCUUUAGGGAAGUGGACAGUAGUGGACUUCUUCCAUUACACAGAGCCGCCAUGCAACCAUCAGGGAAAGUCCUAGAAGCAGUUCUGGCUUCCAGCCAGCCUGACAUGGAAGAAAAAGGUCGGAAUGGAGAGACCGCCUUGACUUUAGCCGUUCAAGCUGGCCUGGAGGAGAACGUCAGGAUCCUUCUGGAACAUGGAGCACUACCACACAACCUCAACAGCAGAAAGGAGUCUCCACUUCUGCUGGCGGUAAGAGUCAGAUCGUUUCCAAUGGUGUACGCUCUCACCUCACAUGGAGCUGUAGUGGAUCAGGUUUGUUCGAAGAGGUGGACGGCACUGCAUGAAGCAGCAAGAGUGGGCUGCAUUGACAUCUUAAUGCUGCUGCUGAGACGAGGCGGACAAGUGUCAGUGAGGGAUUAUGAGGGAAUGACUCCAUUGGGUGUAGCAGCAGAGUGCGCCAAUCUAGAAGUCCUUAAAGUGCUCAUUGAUAUUGGAGCUGACGUGAACGCACAGUCCUGUAAGGGUGAAAGUGUGUUGAUGGAUGCAGCUGGUUCUGGAAACCCAGACUGUGUGAACCUUCUGCUUGAAAAUGGAGCCUCACCAAACCUGGCCAGUUUUACCAGGCAUCUUCCUAUACACCGCGCGGCAUUCGAGGGCCACUACCUUGUGUUAAAAAUACUGCUAUCAGUGACAAGCAAGAGAGCUAUCAUUGAGUCUGGCCAGAGUCCAGUACACUCAGCUGCAGAUGGAGGUCAUGUGCAGUGCCUGCAGCUCCUGAUUGACAGAGGUUUUGAUGUGAACAAUCUACUCGACCGAACCAUCUCCGACUACUACAAUGACAAGCGUAGGAGCGCCCUUUACUUUGCCGUCUCAAAUGGAGAUGUGACUUGCAUUGAGAUGCUGUUAAAUGCAGGAGCCAAACCUGACCUGGAUCCUCUGCACUGCCUCCUAGUGGCGGUGAGAGCUGGGAGGUACGAGAUUGUCAAGAUGCUCCUGGCCAAGAAGGCGGAUGUGAACUGUUACUUCACAGUGGUCAGUGACACAAUAUUUCCCACAUCUCUACAGUACUGCCUGAAGGAUGAGGAGAUGAUGCGAUUACUUCUUAAUAAUGGAUAUAAUGUAGACAAAUGUUUCCAUUGUCACCAUGAUUACCCUUUCAACAUGGGGUUUCCUUGGAAGGACAUAUAUGCACACAGACCAUGUUGUGUCAUAUGUGAUGGAGAAGACAAAAUACCUUUCUGUGACUUCAUAAGUUUGUGCUGCCUUGUUCAUCUGUCUGGACGAGUGGUACUGAUCCUGCUGGACUAUGUCAACCACGUCCCCCUCUGCUCACAUCUUAGAUGUAUCCUGGAGAAACAAAAGGAGUGGGCAGAGAUAUGCACCAUCUUAAACAACCCACGAUCCCUGAAGCACCUCUGUCGUCUGGAAAUCAGAAAAUACAUGACCGUUAAAAAACUCCGUAAUAUCAUUAUAAUGGAUUCCUUUCCACCUCCAAUUAGAAAUUACCUGCUGUACAAGUAAUAUGAUGAUCUAACUGGAAUAUGAUAUAUAAUUUUUUUUUUUUUCAUUGAAUGUUAUACAUGUUAUAUUGUUGUCAGUUAUAUAAAUGAUUAAUUAAUAUAAUAAUUUUUUCCCUAUAAUAACUAUUUGAAUAUCAAGUUCCUCUUUUCCGUAUUAAAGGCUUAGUUCAUCCAAAAAUGAAAAUUCUGUCAUUAAUUACUCACAUGUCGUUCCACACCCGUAAGACCUUCGUUCAUCUUCAGAAUACAAAUUAAGAUAUUUUUGAUUUUGUUAUGAAGCGACAGGAAUACUUUUUGUGUGUCAAUGGGCUGUCAAACACUGCUUCAUGAAGCUUCGAAGCUUUACGAAUCUUUUGUUUUGAAUCAGUGGUUCGGAGUGUGAUUUUACGUGAUUUCAGUAAACGAGGCUUUGUUACAUCAUAAGUGUUUCGAAAUUUCAGUGGUUCACCACUGGGGGGACGUGACUUUGGCAGUUUGAUACACGCUCCGAACCACUGAUUCAAAACAAAAGAUUUGUAAAGCUUCGAAGCUUCAUGAAGCAGUGUUUUGAAAUCGCCCAUCACUAGAUAUUGUUGAACAAAGUUGUUAUUUUGUUUUUUGCCGCACAAAAAGUAUUCUUGUCGCUUCAUAACAUUAAGGUUGAACGACUGUAGUCACAUGAACUGUUUUAAAUAUGUUUUUAGUAGCUUUCUGGGCAUUGAAAGUGUUAACUAUCUUGCUGGCAAUGGAGGCCUCACUGAGACAUUGGAUUUUAUCAAAAAUAUCUUAAUUUGUGUUCUGAAGAUG
This is a messenger RNA of Ctenopharyngodon idella (grass carp), 2519 nucleotides long. RefSeq names its product ankyrin repeat and SOCS box protein 15-like. Gene Ontology annotation, cellular component: cytoplasm. Gene Ontology annotation, biological process: innate immune response; intracellular signal transduction. NCBI's taxonomy places the organism in Eukaryota, Metazoa, Chordata, Actinopteri, Cypriniformes, Xenocyprididae. The transcript is spliced from 10 exons. Gene Ontology annotation, molecular function: protein binding. The coding region runs from base 58 to 1734 and encodes 558 amino acids. The record is from RefSeq and is a predicted model, not a curated record.